AUGGCCGAUUUCGCUUCUGGUGUUAUUUCCAAUAUCAGGUUCUUGGUUCCCGCCUUGCUUCUGAUUCUCCUCUGUACCUUGACCGUUAAUUUCAUUUCUCUCACCUCCCAACACGAAAACGUCCCCAACUCCAGUGGAAAUGAGUUCACCACCCACGCACCAGCCCUCAACUCAUCUUCUACCCAACCACAACCCCUCUCAGCCGCAAACCAACUCCAUCAUCCCCCAGAUUUGCUAUCCUCCCAGAGACCCUUAGACGAAAUCGACCCCCCUCGACCCCUCACCCACCAACAGCUAGUCAACCUGGCGACCGGUGGCCCUCGCCGCAAGGAAAUCGAACCAGCAAAGGCCAAAAUCCCACUCAUAACAUACGUCUACACCGAAUCCCCAUCCUCCUACGCCAACCUCAAAUUCUUCCUCCAGCACGGCCUCUACAUUGACGCCCAUUUCAUCUUCGUGCUGAACGGGAAACUGGAUAAGAAAGAUGACCAGAACGCGGGAGGGAAGUACGAUUACGAGACCAUAUGGCCGAAGGACAUAGGUAAUGUGCGCGUGCUGGAGCGCGAGAAAGGGACGUGUUUUGAGCUCGGUACGCAUGCCGAGAUUCUGAACAUGGAAGGAGGGUCGGAACAGCGAGGGAGGACAAGUCUUGAAUCAGGGAAACUAAGGAAACUGGAAUCGAGGGACGAGGCGAAGAAGAGCAAAUUGAUGGAGCGGUAUGAGAGGUUUAUACUGCUGAGUAGUAAGGCGAAGGGACCGUUCGUGCCGAAGUGGAGUAAGGAUUGUUGGAGCGAUGUUUAUCUGGGGAAGGUCAACCACAAAGUUAAACUAGUAGCAGCAACAUCUACCUGUGCUUCUACUAACAAACCACACAUCGAGUCUCUAAUCUGGGCAACCGAUUCCGACGGUCUCGCUGCGCUUCUAGACCCUGAAGCUAUGGGGGAAUGCUUUAAGUCUGAAAAGGAUCAAGAAGCAGCUGAGAUCCGCACUACGGUUUUCUUGCUCGAAGAUAUGAAGUAUGAGGUUGAUGUUAUGUCAGGAGACACCAAAUGCGGUGGUAAGAGAAGAGAAGAGGGGAAGCAGCCUUAUGGGAAUGGGACAGCGAUGGAGAAAGGAAGUGUGCAUCCGUUUGAGACGAUGUUCGUGCGGAGUACCGGUGGGAGUAAAGAGGAGGAUAAGCUGGUGGAGUCUUUAAGUGAGGCGCAGGGUGAGAGGAAGUAUAGCAGUUUCGAUGUUUGUGCAAAGAAAGCAGAACUCGAUAUUCAUUCAGAGCCCACCAGGCACCAGCAGGAAGAAGAAUGA
Molecule: messenger RNA, 1302 nt
Organism: Mollisia scopiformis
Lineage: Eukaryota; Fungi; Ascomycota; Leotiomycetes; Helotiales; Mollisiaceae
Exons: 3
Coding region: 1-1302 (433 amino acids)
Source: RefSeq, a predicted model, not a curated record